AUGGAUCCGAACAGGGUAGCUAUCGGCUUCAUCGGAAAUCCCAACAGUCGACAUCUGAUGGUCUCCAAGGUGCCCAUUUCCGCAGAUACGUCCACCGUCGACUAUAUGGUGGGCGAGCUCCUAAAGAUUGCUCAUGCUGUCUCCCGCAGUCAGCCGUCACCGUUUAUCCAUCACCAUCUGUCGUUCCAACCGCGGGCUAUGCUCUCUCAGACAGAUUGGGAGUCGCCGGGAAGCGUCGGGCUUCUCUACAGUACAGGGAAUCGACACAGCAUCCCUCUGUAUGACCGAAUAUGUGAGCUGCUGUACAAACUCAAUGGUUCGGCCAUGCCGCUGCGAGAGACAGUGCAAAACUUCCAACUUUUCAUCUGCUGUAUGAUCUGGUUUCUCUUUUUGGGUGACAGACGUCCAUCUCAACUGAAAGAGAAACUUCUUGAAAAUAUGAGGAGGGUUGCAGCUAGAAUGAUGCAGGAGGCCCCGGGAAUACUGGCGACCGGCUUGCCACGGUGGAAGACUUGGGUGCUCGCCGAAAGCCUCCGCCGAGCAGUGUUGAUGACUUGCCUUGUACAAGGCAUCUAUCACGGAUGGGUACGAGGGUACUGUUAUCAUGAGCUCUUUAUCCAAGCGCUUCCUUUCGACAACCGUCCUGGCCUAUGGAAUGCCGACUCCGAAGAAGAAUGGGAAGCCCUGUUGGCGGACGGCGGAAACCCAGUUACAUCGAAGAGUGCAUUUCCCGAUUUGAUCUCAUUCCAUGAGUUUGCCUCUUCCUUUGCGAAAGCCCCGUUCAACCCUGGGCCUGACGUUUUUCAGAGACUGUUGCUGAUUGCACAUCAUGGCAAAGGACCUGUCGAGCGCGCUCUUGGUUCCACCGGAGGAGGCAAAGCAGUCGCAGCCACAUCACCACCCCCGAGUGGUUGA
Capronia epimyces CBS 606.96 is the source of this 915-nucleotide messenger RNA. RefSeq lists its product as uncharacterized. The transcript has a single exon. The record is from RefSeq and is a predicted model, not a curated record. NCBI's taxonomy places the organism in Eukaryota, Fungi, Ascomycota, Eurotiomycetes, Chaetothyriales, Herpotrichiellaceae. Bases 1 to 915 code for a protein of 304 amino acids.